AACUUUGAGCUUAGCCGUUGAAACAAUCAGUAAAAAGAAUUUGCUCAUCACUUGAAGAGCUGAAGAUGGUAUUUGAUUUUGUUCAUAUGAUCACCAAAUACUGUUAGGAUAUAAAGAUAGGAUUUUGAUUGUUAGCAAGCAACAUGGAAUCACAUGAAUCACAUAAACUGCUUCAAAUUCUACUUCCAACUCUGGAACCAAAUAAUCAUCAGCAACAAACACUCAUAAUCUUCGUAUCAUGUGAAGAUUACGUUAAUAUAUGUUUUUCUUAAACCUCUUGGUUGGGCGCUCCAUUAUUCCUAGUCGUUUAAUUCUGAAAAACGAAGAGAGGUCUAAGAAAAGGAUUUUCGGUAAAAUCUGUUGAAAUCAUGCUAACCGAUAAACGCACCGUACCAACAACAGUUAACAGGUCCAAGAAAAACUAGAAAAGUAUUGUGCUUCAAGAAAGAGAACAGGGUCAGGUGUUUGAUGCAAGACCGAGGAUCCCAUCAAACAAGAUGAGGAAAUCAAAACGAAAGCAGACUUUCAGUGCUAGUACGAAGAAAAUCGAAAUGGAAACAGCGGCGGCUGUAGUGGGAAGGAGAGGAAUCUUUCUUUUGUGUAUUCUUGCUAUCUUAGUGGGUAUGGCCAGUGUAACAAAUGGGCAGUUCUCUACCUUAUCGACGGAAGGUGGGUCGUAUGGUGCUGCAUUGUACGUGAUGGGAGACUCUUCUGUGGACUGUGGAGACAAUACUCUCUUCUACCCACUUGUUCGCCACAAUCUUUCUUUACUUCCUUGCAAUGGGUCUGCAAGCCUUCUCCCUCAUCUUCUUGCUGGGAAGAUAGGCUUGCCAUAUAUCCCAUCAUUCUACAGUCAAAAUGGAUCCAUUGAUGGGCUUCUAAGUGGCGUGAAUUAUGGAUCAGCACAAGCAACAAUCAUGAAGCCUAGCAGUCAAAGCCACCAGUCUCUCAACCAACAGCUGCGCCAGGUGUCUGAGACCUUCCAGAUUUUGCAGCUGCAGCUUGGCGAUGAUAGUGCUCAACGUUUUAUCAGAUCCUCCAUAUUCUACCUCUCCUUUGGCAAAGAUGACUACAUUGACCUCUUCCUCCGCAAUACCUCAGGCAUAAUGCUUAAGUACAGUGGUCCAGAAUUUGCUCACAUUUUGGUUAGCCAGAUGGUAGAUGCGAUAAAGUACCUAUAUGAUGCCAAUGUGAGGAAGAUUAUAUGCUUAGGAAUAUUACCUUUGGGAUGUACGCCUCGUGCAGUAUUGGAUUGGUACAACAUAACUGCUGUGGGCGAUGAUGAUUAUGGAAGCGGUUGCGUGGAGGAGAUCAAUGAGCUGAUUUUGGAAUAUAAUACUAUGCUUGAUGAGCGAAUUGUUGAAAUGAAGUCAGAGUUGCCUGAUGCUCAGAUAAUAUUCUGUGACGUGUACCAAGGAAUUAUGGAGAUCAUAACCAACCAAAACCUCUACGGAUUUAAGGAUAUAGAGAACGCAUGUUGUGGAGUAGGCUUGCGCGGUGCUAUGGUCGGAUGCCUCUCUGUAGAGAUGGCAUGCAAUGAUGCUGCAGAUCAUGUCUGGUGGGAUCUCUAUAACCCUACACAUGCAGUCAACUCCUUGCUGGCUGAUUCGACCUGGUCUGGCCAAUCCCUACCGAGCAUCUGUCGCCCUUUUAGUGUACAGAAUUUGGUUUCCACUUCUGUGCCGGACCUGAACUGAGUGUCCAUAUGGCAGCUGUAUUCUUUGUUCGAUCAUCUCUUUCUGUUUCUUCUCAAAGGUUUGGCUGGUUUAGCUGAUCGAACCUGAUUCAUGCUUCUUUUGCUCAGAUGAAUGUAAAGAUCAAAAGAAGCAUUGAAUCAACACUUCAAUUAAGCAUUGUAUCAAUGCUUCUUUUGCUCAGAUGAAAUGUAAAGUUCUUUUAAGUAUUGUUCAAUACUUCCCAAAAAUAUUGCGGAUCAUUUGGUUGGAGGGUUAUGCUUCAAUUAAGCU
Messenger RNA from Tripterygium wilfordii, 1967 nucleotides. RefSeq names its product GDSL esterase/lipase At1g71250-like. Lineage: Eukaryota; Viridiplantae; Streptophyta; Magnoliopsida; Celastrales; Celastraceae. The transcript is spliced from 3 exons. The record is from RefSeq and is a predicted model, not a curated record. The coding region runs from base 498 to 1697 and encodes 399 amino acids. Gene Ontology annotation, molecular function: hydrolase activity, acting on ester bonds.